This is a messenger RNA of Vicia villosa (hairy vetch), 2819 nucleotides long. Its product is annotated as metalloendoproteinase 1-MMP-like. Gene Ontology annotation, molecular function: metalloendopeptidase activity; zinc ion binding. The transcript has a single exon. The record is from RefSeq and is a predicted model, not a curated record. NCBI's taxonomy places the organism in Eukaryota, Viridiplantae, Streptophyta, Magnoliopsida, Fabales, Fabaceae. Gene Ontology annotation, cellular component: extracellular matrix. Gene Ontology annotation, biological process: proteolysis; collagen catabolic process; extracellular matrix organization. Bases 1 to 1077 code for a protein of 358 amino acids.
AUGUUUCCGUUUUUCAGUUACUUUAACUUUUUCUUCUUCUUUGCCGCUCUCUUUCUUUUGCCCCCAUGCUUUACCGCUAGGAUUAUACCAGAAUCCGUAACCGUAAUAACAACUUCUGAAAAACACAACGCCACGUGGCACAAUUUCUCAAGCUUUCUUCACGCGGAGCGCGGCAGCCACGUCAGCGGCAUGGCGGAGCUGAAGAGGUAUUUCCACCGUUUCGGUUACCUUACUCAGCCGAACACGACGUCGAAUUUCACGGACAAGUUUGAUUCGAACUUCGAGUCCGCCGUGUUACUCUAUCAGAAACAGCUCGGUUUGCCGCGAACCGGAAAACUCGACUCUGAAACUAUAUCGACGAUUGAGUCUCCGAGAUGCGGUGUAUCAGACACCGCAACGCAUAGGAUACACACCACGCGGCACUUUGCUUACUUUAACGGGAAACCGCGGUGGCUUCGUGGCUCUCCGAUGACUCUUAGUUAUGCUUUCUCACCGUAUGAUAUGAUCGACACGCUGAGUUUAUCGGACAUCCGAACGGUUUUCGAACGUUCUUUUAAGCGGUGGGCGUCGGUGAUUCCGGUGAGUUUUCGUGAGACGGAGAAGUAUCAAUCGGCGGAUAUUAGAAUCGGAUUCUAUUUCGGCGAUCACGGUGACGGAGAACCGUUUGAUGGUGUUUUGGGGGUUUUAGCGCAUGCUUUCUCUCCUCAGAAUGGAAGAUUUCAUUUGGAUGCAGCAGAGAAUUGGGCCGUUGAUUUUGAUCAUGAUGAUUCAAGGAUAGCCGUUGAUUUGGAAUCAGUUGUGACGCACGAGAUAGGUCACGUGCUUGGGCUUGGGCAUUCAUCUAUAAAAGAGGCGGUUAUGUACCCAAAUAUAAGCCCGAGGAAGAAAAAAGUUGACUUGAAAAUUGAUGACGUGGAGGGAGUUCAAUCUCUUUAUGGUUCUAAUCCAAACUUUAGUUUAAGUGCUUUGUUGCAGUCUGAGAAUUCUUAUAAUCUUGCGGUUCGGUUAGAAACCGGUUUCUCUAAAUGGAUAUUCUCUUUAGCUCUUGCCUUGUUGGUAUUAUUUUUGGGUUCUUGAAGAUUUAACUCGUACAUGUAUUUUCAUUCUUUGAUCUAUGUGUGUAUGUAAAAAGAAAGAAUACAAAAGGAUAGAAAGCAAAGUUGAAUCACAUGGGCUAAACCCUAAUGAUUCGUAGUUUGUGAUAUUUUAACAUGUUUCUCAUUUUACUUUAAAAUAGAUAUUUUUUUAGUCAGUCAAUUUUUCAAAUAGAAAGAUGUAACUUUUGAGUAGGGAAAGGUGAAUGAACUUUAACUGGAUUUGAGAGUUGUGACAAGUGACAACACUCAUAGAAAAAAAGGGUAACAAUUACAAAAUAAUGUUUUUUGAAAAGGAAUAUCAAUGAAAAGAUUCCAAUUGUUGUUGCUAGUUGGUGUAAAAAGGAUAGAAUAACAUUCCUAUUUCCUAAAGUAUAUGCCUAACACAGUGGGAGGAAGCAUAUAAGGUAUUUCUUUGUACUGAAGAAAAUCAUGUACGGACCUAUAUCAAUAUCAUACGUAUGACAUUUUUCUCCCAUGUUGGAUAGGGACAAAUGAAACUGAUUUUUUCUCUGUCCAAAGUGUGGUCCAAAGCUUAAAGCUGCUUUAUACAUGUAUGAUGGAUAGUUUCAUAGUUCGGUAUCAGUCCUUGUGAUAGUUUAUCAAUAGAAUACGGAAUGAGAUAGUUAGAGAGCCACUUCCUCACUCAAGUUUGUUUAAGAGGCAAAUAAGUGAACAAAUGACUCAAUAUUUAAGAUUAGUCACACUCUCCUUUCAUGUGGUUUCAUAUGGGACAAAGCUAUCUAUUUCUAUCCAACUAAAACCCGCUUCUUUCCUAACCUUUUUCUUACUCAUGAGGCUUCUAAUUACAUUAACAUCUUCCCAUCUUCUAAAAGAUGCAUACAUAUUCGACAACAUCACAUACACAUAAUCUUCAUCCCUCUCCAAUUCAAUCACCUUAGCAGCCGCAACUUCUGCCACUUGUAAAUCUUCUUGAGUUCCACAAGCACCUAGCAAAGACCUCCAAACUACUCCACAUGACUCAAAUCCAAGUUCGUGUAUCAUUCUUUGUGCUCUCCACAACUCGCCUUUUUGCCCCAUGAGCCGUAUCAUUGAACAACAAUGCUCAACAGACGGUGCAAUCCCAUAUUCAUUUAUCAUAGCAUCAAAGUAACUAAUAGCAGACUCAAAUGGUAUUUGGCUAUGGGAACAUGCUGAUAUAAGGUUAAGAAAUGUGAUACCGUCAGGUUUUGUAUCUCUUUCCAUUUUCAGCGACUCGAAGAGACUGAUAACUUGUGCAAAAUCGCCGUUGCGAGCAUACCCGGAUAUCAUUGCAUUCCAGCUUACAAGAUUCCUAUCAGAAAGCACAUUGAAUAUUGAUUCGGCAUCGUUCACCCGCCCACAUUUUGAGUACAUGUCGAUCAGGGCAGUCCCUACAACUACCGAUGAAUCUAAACCGUACUUUAUUGUACAACAAUGAAUCAGCAUCCCCCAUGUUAAAGCUGACAGACCAGCAACUCCAUUUAAAAUUAUUGAAAAAGUGAACUCAUCCAUUCGCAAGUUUCUCAACCUCAUUUUACCAAACAUAGCCAAUGCUUCAGAAACUCGAUUCCUAUUCACAAAUCCAGUAAUUAUAGAGUUCCAAGAAGAUGAAUUUGGACAUGGCAUAGUAUUCAAAAUCCAAACAGCAUCUUCUAUCCUUCCACCUUGAGCAAUUCCAUUUAUCAGCCCAUUAUAAGAAAUUGAAUCAGGGUUAGGCAUAAGCUGCAAAAACUUGAAACCAAG